This is a messenger RNA of Rhinolophus ferrumequinum (greater horseshoe bat), 919 nucleotides long. It is a transcript of the gene GZMM, whose product is annotated as granzyme M. The transcript has 5 exons. The record is from RefSeq and is a predicted model, not a curated record. Bases 21 to 818 code for a protein of 265 amino acids. Gene Ontology annotation, biological process: proteolysis. Gene Ontology annotation, molecular function: serine-type endopeptidase activity. NCBI's taxonomy places the organism in Eukaryota, Metazoa, Chordata, Mammalia, Chiroptera, Rhinolophidae.
CCGGGGGCCCAGGCAGCACUAUGGAGGCCCCCUUAUGUCUGCUUCUGCUGCUGGUGCUGGUGGCCUCAGGGACCCUGUGUGCAGGAGACGACACAGCUGAAACCCUCAUCAUUGGGGGUAAGGAGGCUGUCCCCCACUCCCGUCCAUAUAUGGUCUCGCUGCAGAAAGCUGGUGCCCACCUGUGUGGGGGAGUCCUUGUGCACCCACGGUGGGUGUUGACAGCUGCCCACUGCGUGACCCAGCCGACCCAGCUGCUGAGGCUGGUGCUGGGGCUGCACACGCUCAGAGAACCCGGCCUGGCCUUGCGAUUGAGUGCGGCAGUCCUGCACCCCAAGUACAAGCAGCCGCCCUAUCUGGAGCAUGACCUCGCGUUGCUUAAGCUGGAAAGGAAAGUGAGACACAGCAGGACCAUAAGGCCCCUGGCCCUGCCCCCCGGGCGCCAGAAAGUGGCGGCAGGCGUGCAGUGCAGUGUGGCUGGCUGGGGGCUGACCCAGCAAGAUGGGCAGCUGGCCAGAGUGCUGCGGGAGCUGGAUGUACACGUGCUAGAUGCCCGGAUGUGCAACAACAGUCGCUUCUGGCACGGUGGCAUCACCCCUGACAUGCUCUGCCUGGAGGCCAUGUCAAGGAACUGGGCCCCCUGCAAGGGGGACUCAGGCGGGCCCCUGGUGUGCAGCAAAGGCAAGGUGGCUGGAAUCCUGUCCUUCGCCUCCCAGGACUGCACUGACAUCUUCAAGCCUCCUGUGGCCACUGCCCUGGCCCCCUACGUGUCCUGGAUCAAGAAGACCAUCAGCCGCUGGCCGGUCCCAUCUCAGGCCUGAAGCUCCAGGAUAACCCUGAUUCCCUCACUUGCGGGUCCUUCCUUGCAGGGUUAUAGGGAGGAGUGGAGAGGGGAGUGGCCACAGCUCAGAGGACCAAUAAA